GGGCGGGAGCUGCAUGUGUUUCUGGGGCUGGUCUUGCUGCAGAGCAUCGGGUCUUUAAGACCCAGUGGAGUCCAGCAUCUGGGCUGAAGCCGCUGUGCCAUCUGGAGAGUGUUUCAGUCAGACUCACUCUGAGAAUUACACGGGAGGAUCUGACGGACCGCCUGGAACUACAACCACAUCUUGACUGCAGACAUGGCCGGCAAAACCGCCUGCCUUGUGCUUCUCUGUCUACCCGUGAUGCUUCAGGGCCAGUAUCCUGAACAGUACGCCUUACAGCCACCUUUUGAGGAUCAAUAUGGACAGUCUCCGAUACCUCCGACUGAUUAUAACCCAGACUUUGAUUAUACAGAAACACAGUUUGAGACAGAACCAACGGAGCCUGGGCCUCUUGACUGCAGGGAGGAGCAGUACCCGUGCACCAGGCUCUAUUCUGUCCACAGACCCUGCAAGCAGUGCCUCAAGAGCCUCUGUUUUUACAGCCUCCGCAGAGUCUACGUGGUCAACAAGGAAGUUUGCAUCCGCACCAUCUGUGCUCACGAAGAGCUACUGAGAGCCGACCUGUGCCGAGACUACUCAAAGUGUGGUGUGAUGGCCAACAGCGGGCUGUGCGGGCAGAUGGCCUCGUCGUGUGUCAGGAGCUGUGGCUCCUGCUGAGACGGGCGAGGGGGACGGGCGCGAGGACCCCCCAUGGUGCCGGGUCCAGGAGACGAAUCUCCACAUAUAUCGAUAAUAUGCUACAAGUAAUUUUAGAGGAAUCAUUUUCAUAUUUUUCUGUAACUCACGAUGGUGCUGAGAGAUGUUUUUUUUUUUGUAUAAACCUCACGAUUUAAAGUCCGUUCUCGACGCACACGAGACGGUUACUGUUCGGGGAGGGAGACGGGUGAUGUACACCAUAGGAUGCACGUCUCCGAUCCCUUCCCAUUGUCAUGCUAUAUGGAGCAACGUAUUUGCUGUUUCUUCCUGUGGGGUGCAUUAAACUUUAUGACUAGGGUAGCUGGGACAUUGUUGGCCGGCAUGGGCGAGGUGGGCCGAAGGGCCUGUUUCCACACUGUAUCACUCUAUGACCCUCUCCCAGGUACACACAACCAGCAGGUCACACUGACACUGACGCCCCCCCGUGCACAGUCAAGUGUGAAUGAACAUGUUUACUGCCAGCCACAGCCUUCCUGUAACGUUCUCAGGGGCCACAGUACUGUAACCCUCGCCAGCCGGGUGUCUGGGUGAAAUUGUGUACCAGCAAAAAUAGUGGAUUUCAAAACUUUACCAGGAGUUCAAGAUGUCUCAAAAUUUUGUCGAACUUGACUUUAGUUGCAUCUCUUCUUGUUUCUGGAAAAACAAUUUUCAAUUGUACUGAAAUAUCCCUCAGCUGAGUGAAUAAAUUCACACAAUGCAGACUCGAGUGUUGGUCGGUCUCACCACGCCUGCUUGGUUUGUGUAGGAAGGAACUGCAGAUGCUGGUUUACACCGAAGGUCGACACAAAACGCCCCCCCAUUAUCCCAGCACAUACUUUGCUUGGAGGUCUCUCAUGAUGGAAAAUGGCUGAUUAAACUCUGUAUCCAGGUCUACAGGUGAAGAAGGGUUGCUAAGAGCACACUUGCGCAUGGAUACGAAUCGCAAGAGAUUAGAGCCUUAGAGUUUAGUUUUGCUUGUUAUUGUCACAUGUGUCGAGCUACAGUGAAAGGCUUUUUGUUGCGGGCUAACCAGUCAGCAAAAAUACUGUACAUGAUUACAAUCCAGCUGUCUACUGUUCAUAGAUACAGGAUAAUAGACAAUAGACAGUAGGUGCAGGAGGAGGCCAUUUGGCCCUUCGAGCCAGCACCGCCAUUCAAUGAGAUCACGGCUGAUCAUCCACAAUCAGUACCCCGUUCCUGCCUUCACCCCAUGUCUCUUCACUCCGCUAACUUUAAGAGCCGUAUCUAACUAACGUUUAGUGCAAGAUAAAGUUUGAUUAAAGAUAGUUUGAGUGUCUCCAAUGAGGUAGCGGGGAGAUCAGGACCGCUCUCUAGCUGGUGAGAGGACGGUUCAGUUGCCUGAUAACAGCUGGGGAAAAAUCUGUUGGAAAAACCUUGGAAAAUGGCCCAGUUAAAAAAAAAAACGGUUUAAUAAUCAACUACAGCAUUUGGGAAUACUGAAAUUAGAGACAUCUGCUUGUUCAGGACUCCUCGGCAUAAAUGUUCUUGGAAGUACUUUUGGGAAGAGGUGCCACAGUGUAUGUAGCUGAGUGAGAUAUUUCUGUGUAAUCUGAUUCAUAUAACUGGUAUAUUCCGUUUUGUACAAAAAUAAAAAUCACUUAAACACGA
Leucoraja erinaceus (little skate) is the source of this 2301-nucleotide messenger RNA. RefSeq names its product microfibril associated protein 2 (gene mfap2). Gene Ontology annotation, cellular component: microfibril. Gene Ontology annotation, biological process: embryonic eye morphogenesis. Lineage: Eukaryota; Metazoa; Chordata; Chondrichthyes; Rajiformes; Rajidae. The record is from RefSeq and is a predicted model, not a curated record. The coding region runs from base 193 to 654 and encodes 153 amino acids. The transcript is spliced from 8 exons.